Heteronotia binoei (common prickly gecko) is the source of this 2322-nucleotide messenger RNA. Its product is annotated as palmitoyltransferase ZDHHC11-like. Lineage: Eukaryota; Metazoa; Chordata; Lepidosauria; Squamata; Gekkonidae. The record is from RefSeq and is a predicted model, not a curated record. The coding region runs from base 143 to 1123 and encodes 326 amino acids. Gene Ontology annotation, cellular component: Golgi apparatus; endoplasmic reticulum. The transcript has 9 exons. Gene Ontology annotation, molecular function: protein-cysteine S-palmitoyltransferase activity. Gene Ontology annotation, biological process: peptidyl-L-cysteine S-palmitoylation; protein targeting to membrane.
GGAGACAAGUACCCUGUCCCCUUAAUGCGGCCAUGGGCAGCUGAAGCUCAUCAGAGCAAGGCAGGUCCUCACUUCCCUUCAGCUGCUGGCAAAGAGAAGGAGCCUCCAUGGGCUGCCCUACUUCUGAGUCAACAAGCUUCAGAUGAUCUGCUUGGAUGAGAAGUUGCGGCGGACAGGACCUGAGGAGCAGAACGCAAGCCCUGGCCUCACCCUGGCCCCGCUGCACUCCCGAGUGAACGGCUGGUCGCUGCCUCUCCACUCCUUCCAGAUCAUCACCCUGGGGCUCUUCACCUACCUGGCCAUUGUGGGCUUCGGCAUCUACAUCCCUCUCCUCCCACACAGAUGGAAGUAUGCAGCCUACACUGUGAUUGGCCUACUCUUUACGUAUCACUUGAUCACUCACCUGGUCGCUGUCACAAUCGACCCGGCGGAUCAGAAUGUCUUGGCCAAGAAAAAUUACAACAAGCCCAUGCCGGUUUUUGAUCGCACCAAAUGCAAGCACGUGAUUGAGAACCAGCGCUGCUACCUUUGUGAAGUUGAAGUAGGGCCAAAAGUCAAACACUGUAGCGCCUGCAAUAAAUGCAUCGCAGACUUCGAUCACCAUUGCAACUGGCUAAACAACUGUGUUGGAAGCAAAAAUUACUGGUUUUUCUUCAGUGCGGUGGCUUCAGCCGUGCUCGGGCUUCUUCUGCUGAUCCUGGUGGUCCUGUAUGUCUUCGUCCAGUAUUUUGUGGAUCCAGCAGCGCUCCGCACGUCUCCUCAGUUUGAAAGUAUGGGUAGGAAUGACACCUGGCUGGUCUUUCUUCCCAUCGCUCCGGUGGAGAGCACAGCGGUCGCCCUCAUGUCUGUAGCUGCCGUAACGCUGCUUUUGGGGCUCAUUUCUUUCCUGCUGCUGGGGCAUCUGCUGCUGUUUCAUCUCUACCUCUUGGGUAAGAGGUUGAGCACGUAUGAAUACAUCACACGACAUCGACCCAGAAGCAAUGCUACGGUUCGGGAAAUGAAUGUGACAGGAAUGUCGGAUGGAUCUAGCCGGAUGGAGCCCUUACAGGAUUUAUCUGACGGAAUACAACCAAAACAACUGGAAGUUGCGGUGCUUCCGCCCUCAAAAACAUUCCCCUCAUAACUGCAGUUCCACGAACCGUGUCAGGAAUUGCCAGCUUCCACCAAGAUAGUCUUAUCUGUGAAGAGUUCCCAGAGCGAUUUCACAGCAGGACAACGCUGAGAUGUCUGUGACAAAGCACUCUUUCAGCAAUGGGGGACAGCUGGUUACUGCUCUUUAGAAACUGGCCGGCUAGAUCAUGGUCCGACGCCAAAGCGACAACAGGGGGCCCUCCCUUGGCAACCUAAGCAAGCUCUUUGACCUGUGAGAGGGUGCUGUUGAUACUGAAGACUCUGGACUGCUGGGAUGGCCAGAACACGUUUAAUUCAGUGCGGUUGACCACAGUGCAAAUUGGCAGUUCCGCUGUCCUGUGAUAACAUAGAUCUUUGAUGAGCUUUUCACCUGCUAAGACGGCCGAUGUGGCUGAGGCUAAUUGGUUGUGUGAGCUGCCUGUUGAAUUGAUGGGCAGGCAGAGAUCUGCAAGUCCCGUGGCAGGGCGUUGGAAUCGUUCUGAGGCCUACGCUGGUGCUUUCUCUGUGCCCAGUGCAUGCCCCUGCCAGGAGCUGCUGCUCCAGUUUAUACUUCAGGUUGGAACAGCUGGAGAGUCAGCAGCUGUAAGUCAAAAACAGCUGUUCCUAGGCUCUUCCUUGUACAGAACCGGUGAUGGUUGUUUUGGUGCCUGGAGGCACUGCCAUGGAGAGACGAGCAAAAGAGCGCAGUGGAAGAUCACUGGCUAUGGAGAGCGAUGGUUCACAGCUGCCAGUGGGACUGGCCAAAAUUGCAGCGUUCUGCCAAGUUUUUAUCAAGUGUCGCUACAAGAAGAGCUGCUUAUUGUGGGUGUCUGGCUGGAAAAGACGUCCCUUUUCUUAAGUGUAACCUUUACUGUGAAAACUACUUUUUGUAUGCAAUUGACUGUGGUCUUUUAUUUUUUUAAGUUGCCCUUUUUAAAAAAAAAGAAUUGGAUGAUCUCUGUGGCUUUGAUAAUAGGGAUGUUUCACAAAGGGGCGAGUUGUCUGAGUUAGAACUGUGUUAAAACUGGACCUUCUGCACUGAAGUUUACGAGAAGAGCACUUCCGGUUUGCACUUUCGGUGGGCAUGGAUGGGGUGUUUUUUUUUUAAUGCAGGGGAAUUCUCUAGUCUUUUUUAAAAAAGCAAAAUAUUUCUAAUGGCAAUCUGCUCAUUUACUCAUCUUUUCAUAUAAAUUAUUAAAGACAUGAAACACA